AUGGACGAGGAAUACGAUGCAGUCGUCCUUGGGACAGGUCUCAAGGAAUGCAUACUCUCUGGCAUGCUGUCAGUAUCAGGCAAGAAAAUCCUUCACAUCGACAGAAACGAUUAUUACGGAGGCGAAUCAGCUUCAAUAACACCGUUGGAGCAGUUGUAUGAGAAAUUUCUUGGGCGGAAUUCGAAACCUUCUUCGGAUAUGGGAAGAGGAAGAGACUGGAAUGUCGAUUUGAUUCCGAAAUUUCUCAUGGCGAAUGGGUCUCUUGUUAAGCUUCUGAUUCAUACCGGCGUAACUCGCUACUUGGAAUUCAAAUCCAUUGAAGGCUCGUAUGUGUACAAGGGUGGCAAGGUGUUUAAAGUCCCAGCCGAUGAAAUGGAGGCUUUAGCUACUAAUUUGAUGGGAAUGUUCGAAAAAAGGCGCUUUAAGAAAUUCCUUGUUUGGGUGCAGAACUUUGAUAUCAAAAACCCUGCAACCUACGACGGUCUCGAUCCCGAUGUGCACACAAUGCAGCAGGUGUAUGAGAAAUUUGGUUUGGAUGAAAAUACGGCAGAUUUUACUGGCCAUGCAUUGGCGCUGUAUCGCGAUGACAAUUACAAGAAUGAAUUGUUUGUGCCGACCGCCGAAAGGAUUCGUUUAUAUUCCGAUUCCCUUGCACGAUAUGGUAAAUCACCAUAUUUGUAUCCAUUGUAUGGCUUGGGUGAGCUGCCACAAGGAUUCGCUCGGCUGAGUGCGAUAUACGGUGGUACGUACAUGCUGGAUAAACCAGUCGAUUCUAUCGUUUAUGAAAAUGGCAGAGUUGUUGGCGUAAAAAGCGGCAACGAUAUUGCAAAGUGCAAGCAGGCAAAUCUCAAAAUAAUUAGCUACAAGGCAAGCAAAUGGGUAUUACAGGUGUAUUGCGACCCUUCGUAUGUUCCCGACAAAGUGAGGAAAGUUGGGCAAGUAGUUCGUGCAAUUUGCCUUCUGAAUCACACAAUACCAAAUACAAACGAUGCGCAGAGCUGUCAAAUUAUCAUCCCACAAAAACAAGUCGGACGACAUUCAGAUAUUUACAUUUCGCUGGUUUCUAACGUCAAUAUGGUGGCCCCAAAAGGAUGGUAUAUCGCUAUGGUCUCAACUACAGUGGAAACGGCAAGCCCUGAAGCCGAGAUUAUUCCAGGAUUAAACCUCUUGGGUCCAAUAUCGGAGAAGUAA
Gongylonema pulchrum is the source of this 1191-nucleotide messenger RNA. NCBI's taxonomy places the organism in Eukaryota, Metazoa, Nematoda, Chromadorea, Rhabditida, Gongylonematidae. The record is from the annotation of a GenBank genome assembly.